Culex quinquefasciatus (southern house mosquito) is the source of this 1454-nucleotide messenger RNA. RefSeq lists its product as uncharacterized. Gene Ontology annotation, biological process: sensory perception of smell; detection of chemical stimulus involved in sensory perception of smell. Gene Ontology annotation, molecular function: olfactory receptor activity; odorant binding. NCBI's taxonomy places the organism in Eukaryota, Metazoa, Arthropoda, Insecta, Diptera, Culicidae. The transcript has 5 exons. The coding region runs from base 10 to 1266 and encodes 418 amino acids. The record is from RefSeq and is a predicted model, not a curated record. Gene Ontology annotation, cellular component: plasma membrane.
CUAACCAACAUGGAUUACAUCAGGAAGCUGAGCCAAUUGAAAGUUUUUCAACACUCUUUCAAAGAGCCAUCCGAAUUUUACGCAAGUGUCCUGGUUGUUCCAAACCGAGUGGCUGGAGUGUCCGGUUUAGAUGUGCUGAGUGAAAAUUUCAAAAAGUUUUCAGUAAACUUAACAUGCACACUAAUUUCGAUUACGAUGUUCUUACUCGUUUCUGUGAGCACGAUGUACGAAGUUCGUCACAACAUCGACGAUCUGAUAUUUUGCUUCGUAACAAUUGGACUUUUCCUACAAGCUUCGAUGAAAAUUUUCACUCAUCUCUACUAUCGCCAGGAACUGCUAUGGAUCCAGGAAUACACGAAAAAAUUGUACCAGGAAGAAUGCAUAAAUCACAAGAAACUGUUGAUGGACUUUGUCACAAUGCUGCAUGUAUUGAUGAGAGUUGUUUUGGUGUGCUACGCAAUUACGAGCAUGUCCAUGAUUUUGGGCCCAUUAAUGAUAACGUUGUUAUCAGGACAAAAACUUCUUACUUUUGGAUUCUGGUUCCCGUACAUUGACCGUAACUCGUGGCUUGGUUAUGGAUGUAACUUUUCGUUGCAACUUAUUUUGUCCCUUUUCAUAACCUGUGAAUACAUGGGACUUGAUAUUAUUUAUUUUAUGACAAUGCUUAGCUCCGUAAAUCAGAUUGAUUUGCUGAUCAUCAAAAUCAAAAAUAUUGGAACUCAAAUUGAGCAAACUGAUGCCAAGUUGCAAGAGUCUUUGAUGGAAAUUGUCAAACGUCAUGAAGAACACUUAAAAUUCGUUCGAACCGUCGAAAACAUGUACAGAGGAUAUUUUUUCGUUCUUUAUGCAACUCUUGGAUUCACGAUUGUUCUGGUUUUGUAUGCUAUUGUAACGCUCUCAUGGAUCGCAGGAUAUGGCUCCGGAAUAUUUAUAACCUACCAAUUGUUUAUAUUUUGCCUCGUACCAACAGUUCUGGAAAUUAAGAAAGAAGAGCUCCAACGAGAAAUCUACAACAUUUCCUGGUACGAGUGGUCACGUCAAAAUCGUAAAUCUCUUCAACUGAUGCUGCAAACCGCCCAGCAGCCCAACUGUCUAUCGCUGAUCUUCUGCCCGCUGAACAUGCCCACCUUUGUGGAAGCGAUGAGAAUAAUCUACACCAUUUUGACGCUGCUGCUGACUUUCAGGAGUGGUGGCAAUUCACGCGAAAAUGUCAGUCUACAGGUGUCUGGUGGAAUGAGAAAGUUUGGCAAGCGCAAGCAUGAUUAAGCAAUGUUUAAAGAGUUUUCAAUUAAUUUUGACAAAAAGUAUGGUUUUUAUUUUCAUCAAGCAAAAACGUAUCAAUUUUUAACAUGACAAGCUAAACUAAAGCAAAUAAACAUGGAUAUCAAAAUGAAAAAGUAAAGAGUACUUUUGCACUAUAUAUGAAUAAUAAAAUGAAUCUGAUGAAACAAAAA